CUUAAUGAUAACCCUUUAAAAAACCCCAAUUUUUUUCCUCUCUCCUCUACGCGAAACCAGAGUAGAUUCUUCUGCUUCUUCACUCGACAUUAAUGCUAGAAGGUGAAGUAUCAUCUCGCAAUAACUUCAACAAAUUGGGAAAAGACAAUCAUUUCUCUCUCCCCUGUCAUUUUCUUCAACCCAAAAAUAUUUGUCCUUUCACUAAUACUCGUCCUUUCUCUGCAAUCUCUGCGAAAAUGGUGAAGAAGGGUCAAAGCAAGGGUAAAAGGAAGGAGAAAAGCAAAGACAUCAUCUUUACUUUGAGAAGAAUAAACAAACCAGGGUUUGCUUUAUGCUUUCAGGAUUGUUGUUCCAAAUGCAGAGACAAGUUAUUGCUGCAGACAUAUCGGUGCAACUUCAAGUUGAAGUUCCCAAGGGAGACAUACAGAGAGAGCUUUUGGAAAGCUGUCAGGGCUUCUACUAAGGCCAUUAUGGCCAGUUUGUGUGUAAAUUAGUAUAGGGUUAGAUUAUUUGUGUAAACCAGAUGGCAUAUUGUUAGACUAAGUGUAGUGCAUGUUAGUAUAUGGUUAGCUUAUAUCAGACACGAGUAUGUAUCCAAGUUUAUGACUCGGGAACUUAUAUCGGAAACAAGUACAUGUCCAAGUUUCUGAUUCGGGAACUUAUAUCGGACACGAGCACAUGUCCAAGUAUCUGA
Spinacia oleracea (spinach) is the source of this 694-nucleotide messenger RNA. RefSeq lists its product as uncharacterized. The transcript is spliced from 2 exons. The record is from RefSeq and is a predicted model, not a curated record. NCBI's taxonomy places the organism in Eukaryota, Viridiplantae, Streptophyta, Magnoliopsida, Caryophyllales, Amaranthaceae. Bases 93 to 494 code for a protein of 133 amino acids.